This is a messenger RNA of Paramuricea clavata, 391 nucleotides long. The record is from the annotation of a GenBank genome assembly. Lineage: Eukaryota; Metazoa; Cnidaria; Anthozoa; Malacalcyonacea; Plexauridae.
AUGCUGCACACUAACAAGUUUGAACAUCAUAAAUGGAAUUCAAAUGUGGAGGAGCUCGAGGCCGAUUCAGAUGCUGACCACGAACAGUCAUUUGCAAAGCAGCAGCUUGGUCAACCUACAUGUCAAGGGGAGAGCAAACUUCUAGGCCUUCCUUGGAACAAGCGAGAGGAUACUCUUAGCGUGAACUUUCCAGAUAAGUUGGCCAGUGUGACAAAACGAGGCAUCCUGGAGAAUCUAGCCCAAAUGUACGACCCUUUGGGAAUCGUGUCACCGGUAACGUUAGAAGGGAAACUAAUUUAUCGAGAAGCUUGCAACCAGAAAAUUGCAUGGGACACCCCCUUGCCUGAAAACAUCGCUACCAUGUGGAAAACAUGGGAAGGUGAUCUGGAAG